AUGUAUGUAUGUAUGUAUGUAUGUAUGUGUGUAUGUAUGUAUGUAUGUAUGCAUGUGUGUACAUAUGUAUGUAUGUAUGUAUGUAUGUAUGUAUGCAUAUAUAUGCUUCAGCAAGUGAAAAGUUUUGAAACUAGCCAGUACAAAUUGAAUUAUUUGGAAAUUCCCAGCGGUCUGAAAAUGGUACUCAACACCGAUCCCAGUGCAGCCGGAAUUCCGGAACUUCUACGAUGCAUAUAUCAGGUUUUGCUAUCCUAUAUCCGAUUGCUAUAUCUUUCAAAUUAGCC
Messenger RNA from Gongylonema pulchrum, 284 nucleotides. The record is from the annotation of a GenBank genome assembly. Lineage: Eukaryota; Metazoa; Nematoda; Chromadorea; Rhabditida; Gongylonematidae.